AUGAAGGGUUGGAAGAAGUUAUGGCUGAUGAUAAAAGGGUUCUUUAUAUUUAAGUUCUCCACUGAAGCUGAGUGUAAUAAUAUUUUAGCUAAUGGACCAUGUAUGGUGAUGGGGAAACCAUUAUUCCUUAAAAAAUGGCACAAAGGUAUGGAAAUGAGUAAAGAAUCAUGUAGAUCCAUUCCCCUUUGGAUCAAAUUUUAUAAUAUUCCCUAUGAGUAUUGGGCAGCUAAGGGUUUCAGUCAUGUGAUAAGUGCUGUGGGAAAACCUUUAUUUGCUGAUAGGCUUACUGAAAGCAAAGCAAGACUCAGUUAUGCUAGACUGUGUGUGGAAGUGGAUGCCACUAAACCCUUUGUUGAAUCUUUCCAACUGAAGGCAACUAAUGGAAUUGUGUUUGACAUUAAGGCUGAAUAUCAGUGGAAGCCUAUGGUCUGUUCAUCUUGUUGUUGUUUUGGGCACCUUAGUAAUGUAUGCCCUACCAAACAAACCAUAAGUAGAAUAGCUAUAGAGAAUGCUAAUCAAGGAAAGGAAUGGAAAGCAGUGCAAAGGAGUUCUCAACCAAUUGAAGUAAUAAAUGUUAGCCAUGAGGACCACAUUACUGAUGUUGCUGGGGAUGAUACUGCUGAUGUCAAAUAG
Messenger RNA from Cornus florida, 633 nucleotides. RefSeq lists its product as uncharacterized. The transcript has a single exon. The record is from RefSeq and is a predicted model, not a curated record. The coding region runs from base 1 to 633 and encodes 210 amino acids. NCBI's taxonomy places the organism in Eukaryota, Viridiplantae, Streptophyta, Magnoliopsida, Cornales, Cornaceae.